Molecule: messenger RNA, 312 nt
Organism: Nematocida minor
Lineage: Eukaryota; Fungi; Microsporidia
Exons: 1
Coding region: 1-312 (103 amino acids)
Source: RefSeq, a predicted model, not a curated record
AUGAGCAAGAAUACGACACAUUCAGAAACUAAAGACGACAGGGAUACCCAGACAGUAGACACACUGACACAUGUCACCAAGACGUAUAGUAAACAUUACACAACUAACAGCCACAAGCCCACGACAAAUAAAUCGCCACAUUAUCCUCAGACCAGUUCACUCAUCAACCUUUACAUCAGACAUGGUUGUAGUUCCUUCAUGGAACUGCCACACUUACUAUUUGCAAUAGGCAAAGUGGUCUACCUUUGUGAUUAUACAGAGGAGUUUGCAGUGUAUUUUCUCCCGAAUAAUGCGUUAUGCUUCAUGCUAUAA